Molecule: messenger RNA, 1088 nt
Organism: Salvia hispanica
Lineage: Eukaryota; Viridiplantae; Streptophyta; Magnoliopsida; Lamiales; Lamiaceae
Product: putative O-methyltransferase 3
Molecular function (GO): O-methyltransferase activity
Source: RefSeq, a predicted model, not a curated record
AUGGAUGGGCUUUUUGAUGCCCAAGCUCAUAUUUGGAAUUACACCUUCAAAUUCAUAAACACCAUGUCACUAAAAUGCGCAAUCGACCUAGGCAUACCAGAUAUCAUCCACAACCAUGGCAAGCCUAUGACAAUUUAUCAUAUGGCUAAGGCCCUCUCAAUCAACCCAGCCAAAUCUAGGGCUCUCUAUCGCCUCAUGCGCGUGCUCGUCCGUUCGGAGUUCUUCGUUGAAGUCGGCAUCUCAGACGAAGACGAGAGCUAUUGGCUCACCCCGGCCUCGCGUCUCCUCCUCAAUCACAACCCAUUCUGCGCGACGCCAUUCUGUCGCGUAGUGGGGGGUCGCCUGAUGCAGGAGCCGUGGCACUAUCUGAGCGACUGGCUCACCGGCGACCGCCACCUCUCGCCGUUCGAGAUGGCCCAUGGGGCGACGUUUUGGGACCACGCGGAGCGCGUGCCGAGGCUCAACCGCUUGUUCAAUGAGGCCAUGGCUAGCGAUUCGAGCCUCGUGAACCAUGUGGUCCUGAGAGAGUGCGGAGAGGCCUUCCGAGGGUACAAGUCGUUGGUGGACGUCGGUGGUGGGACAGGGGAGAUGGCCGGGGCCAUCUCAGUGGCGUUCCCGGAUAUGGCAUGUGUGGUGCUCGAUCUUCCGCAUGUUAUCGCCGGCUCGAAAGGGAAGGACAACUUGACCUACGUUGAGGGAGAUAUGUUCGAGGCCAUCCCCCAAGCUGAUCUCGUCCUGCUCAAGUCCAUACUGCACGACUGGGACGACGAAGAUAGCAUAAAAAUACUGAAGAAAUGCAGAGAAGCAAUAGGCAGCAGCAGUAGCAACGAGAGAGGCGGGAAAGUGAUGAUCAUCGACAUGGUUCUGAACAACCAUGGAGGUGGAGAUAAGGCAAUGGAGGAUCAACUCCUCUACGACCUCGCAAUGAUGACAUAUCUCAAUGGGAAAGAGCGGGACGAGAGGGAAUGGGCAGCGGUGUUCACCAGUGCCGGAUAUAGUAGCUACAAGAUUACUCAUAGCAUAGGUGUGAGGUCUCUCAUAGAGGUUUAUCCAUGACAAGGGAAUGUCAAGAAAUAUUAAAACUAUGA